Ambispora leptoticha is the source of this 720-nucleotide messenger RNA. NCBI's taxonomy places the organism in Eukaryota, Fungi, Glomeromycota, Glomeromycetes, Archaeosporales, Ambisporaceae. The record is from the annotation of a GenBank genome assembly.
AUGCUCUGGUAAUUAGCAAUUCGGAAAAGGAUGACGUUGAUUGGAAAUGGAAUGAAAUAAAUUGGCCCGAUAUUGGAAGAAAAUUAUAUGGUUUUUACAAAAACAAUCAAAAUAGUGAUCCAAUUAAUUGGAAAAAAUAUGAUUUUAUCAAAAAUAGAGAUAACAUCUGUGAAGAAGAACUUGAUCGGUAUUUUAAUAGCAUAAAAAAGCGAAUUUAUGGAAAUUUUGACAUAAUCAUUAUUUAUACAAAACGAAGUAAUCAAAUGAAGCGUAGAUCACAAUAUGCAAAAAAUUUAAAGCCAUUAUUAAAUUCAAUGUGGAAUUGUCUAAAAUUUUCUCCAUUAGCAUUUCAAUAUAUUGUUUCUUCUACCUCAAACUUUUACGAGUCAUUUAUCGCAAAAACUUAUGUUAUCUCCUCCGAAUCAAGACAUGGCCAUCCAGACCCCUUGGACAUUGUCAGAAUUGCAAAAUCUAUAUUAGAAGAUUCAAAUAAAGAAAGAAAUGCAUCGAUUUUAUUAACUAAUGGAACAAAAAUCAAUAUGAAUUUAUUAGCUACUACCAUAAAUAAUUUAGUAAAAAAUGAGACAAACCAAUCAAUUAACAUUAAUGAUAAACUAAACCAAAUUAUCAAGGUUUAUGCUAAUUGUGGAAAAACUUAUGAAGUCAGCGUUAAACUUUCUAACGAUGCACCAAAUUAUCCUAAGAAUGCUACGCUAUUGC